Molecule: messenger RNA, 2624 nt
Organism: Capsicum annuum
Lineage: Eukaryota; Viridiplantae; Streptophyta; Magnoliopsida; Solanales; Solanaceae
Product: protein ESMERALDA 1
Exons: 10
Coding region: 189-1928 (579 amino acids)
Source: RefSeq, a predicted model, not a curated record
UUUUGGCAAACCAUUUUUAACACUUGCCCCCUUUAGCUUCCUCUUUAACUUCGUUCUAUACCCUCUACCCCCUCUCUCUCUCCAACUCCGUGAAUAUCAAUCAAAUCAAAUCAAACGAGAGAGAGAGAGAGGAACAAAAGAUCUCAUAUUGUAUGUUGUGAAGCAGAAAGAUCUGUGGGUUGCUCGCGAUGCACGCUUAUAACAGGCUACCGAGUAGUGGACACAGCAGUCCAUCAACACCGUCAUCGCCGCGGUCCCGCUCGCCUCGUUUACGCACUACUACUAGUAAUAAUAGUAAUAGUAAUAGUAAUAGUGGUAGUGGUGGAGGACGAGUGAAGCGUUUUAGUCCCGGUCAACAAGCGGGUGCGAAAACCCCUGCACAUCGUCUAACUUGGCUCAUUCUAUCUGUUCUGCUUCGUCGUCAGGGGAUUUUCCUAUUUGCUCCUUUGCUUUACAUUGCAGGCAUGUUGUUUUACAUGGGCACUGUAUCAUUUGAUGUUGUUCCUAUCAUCAGGCACCGCCCUGCUCCCGGUUCUCUUUACCGCAGCCCUCAACUCUAUGAAAAGCUUCGUUCCCAAAUGGACUCUGAUAAUUCAACUGCUCAUGCGAUAUCAACAAUAUGGAAAAAUUCCUAUAAAGGUGGUGAAUGGAGACCAUGCAUUAACAAAUCCUCAGGAGGUUUGCCUGAAUCAAAUGGUUACCUUUUUAUUGAGGCAAAUGGUGGUCUGAAUCAGCAAAGGACAUCGAUAUGCAAUGCUGUUGCUGUGGCAGGUUUUCUUAAUGCUACCCUGGUCAUCCCGCACUUCCAUUUCCAUAGCAUUUGGAGGGAUCCAAGCAAGUUCGGAAAUAUUUAUGAUGAAGAAUUUUUUGUUAAAACUCUAGCCAAUGAUGUGCAAGUGGUGAACAAGAUUCCUGAUUAUAUUAUGCAAAGGUUCGAUUACAAUAUGAGCAAUGUUUACAACUUCAAGAUCAAAGCUUGGUCCUCCAUCAGUUACUACAGGGAUACAGUUCUUCCAAAGCUGCUUGAAGAAAAGCUCAUCAGAAUAUCUCCAUUUGCAAACCGUUUAUCAUUUGAUGCUCCUCCAGCAGUUCAGCGGCUUAGGUGCCUGGCAAAUUAUGAAGCUCUUAGAUUUUCAAAUCCCAUUUUGAGUUUGGGGGAAACGCUGGUGUCAAGAAUGAAAGAACGAAGUGCCAAUAAUAGUGGAAAGUAUAUCUCUGUGCAUCUCCGCUUUGAGGAGGAUAUGGUGGCUUUCUCUUGUUGCAUGUAUGAUGGCGGUGAAGAAGAAAAAAGGGACAUGGAUGCUGCAAGAGAGAGAGGAUGGAAGGGAAAAUUUACAAAACCUGGUCGUUUGAUUCGUCCUGGAGCUAUCAGGAUUAACGGGAAGUGUCCCUUGACUCCUUUAGAGGUUGGUUUGAUGUUAAGAGGCAUGGGAUUUGACAAGCUUACAUCCAUCUAUUUAGCAUCUGGAAAAAUAUACGACUCUGAGCGACAUAUGAAACCACUAUUAGAAAUGUUUCCUCUUUUACAAACUAAAGAAAUGCUGGCAUCCCCGGAAGAAUUAGUUCCAUUUCAGAAUUACUCUUCCAGGAUGGCUGCCAUAGACUAUACUGUUUGCCUUCAUAGUGAAGUAUUUGUGACAACCCAGGGAGGCAAUUUCCCCCACUUUCUAUUGGGCCAUAGGAGAUACUUAUAUGGUGGGCACUCUAAGACCAUCAGGCCAGACAAGAGGAAGUUAGCUUUGUUAUAUGAUAAUCCCAAUAUCGGGUGGAGGAGCUUUAAGCGGCAAAUGCUUAGUAUACGAGCACAUAGUGAUUCAAAAGGAAUUGAGAUUAAAAGACCAAGUGACUCAAUAUAUUCAUUCCCUUGCCCAGAUUGCAUGUGUCGGAGUAACAAGAGUGAAGAUUCUAGAUCAUCCUCAGUAACGUGAUGUGUGCUUGUCAAUAGGUGGUGGUCUUAUUCUUGGUAGUAUGCAUGAACUUCAGCUGCUAUCCCUUGUGCAUGUCAGCAGGCGCUGUUCUUGCUCUUGUAGUACAUAUGAACUUCAGCUGCAAACCAUUGUGAUUCUUUCAUUUUUUCCCCUUCCACUGUGGAGAGCUGCAAACCAGAUCUUGGAGCUGCAGCUGGGUUUGUGCGACUGAUCAAUUUUGAUUAUCUCCGGGGCAUGGGUUUGAGGUACACUUUUGUACAUGAUGGGGUGAGGAAGAAUGGGAAGUCAUUUCCAUCAGUGAUGUUACCCUGGUGUGUUGAUUUACAUAGUAGCGUAGAUUCAUAUUCUUCCAGCUGCUGUAUUUUGAGGGUACACUUUUGUACAUGUUGGUGUGAUGAAGAAUGGGAAAGUCAUUUCCAUCAGUGAUGUUACCCUCGUGUUGAUUUACAUAGCGGAUUCAUAUUCAUCAGCGGAUUCAUAUUCAUCCCAGCUGCUGUAUCUAACAAGCUGUAAGUUGACAUACAAUAUAUUUGCACGUUAGUUUUGUGAGACAGGAUUUUGUAUAUUAGUGAAGUAGGAGUGCUAGAUUAUAGGAACCGGAUGAAAACAGUGUACUCAUCAUUGAGUCAGGGUUCCAAAGUCUUACUUUGGAUACCCGACCUUGCCAACGUUAUAUUAUGUCUCCGUUGAUAUUUA